AUGGGAAGCCAAUACAAUAACUGGGCUACCCUCUUCAAGCUCCAUUGUCGUGCCAACUUGGUGAUCGACCAUAUCCUACCUCCUGCCUCUCCCACCGUGCCACCACCGGCUACUGCAGCCGAGAAACUUGCUGCUAAGGCACUAUGGGAACGGCUGGAUGACAUUGUUCGGCAAUGGAUUUAUGGCACCAUAUCCAAUGAUCUUCUUAACACGAUCAUUCAUCCGUAUGACACCGCCGCCGAGGCUUGGGACCGCCUUGUUCAUCUUUUUCAGGACAAUAAAUCGGCUAGGGCUCUCGCUCUUGAUGCGAAGUUCACCAACACCAAAUUGGUGGAUUUUCCGAAUGUGAAAGCCUACUGCACCAGGCUGAAAGUUCUUGCAGACAACCUUGCCAACGUCGGUCACAAAGUUUCCGACGAACGACUUGUGCUUCGCCUUCUGCGAGGGUUGUCGGACGAAUAUAAGACUUUUCGCACAACGGUGCAGCACCGUACUCCUCUCCCGUCUUUUGAUGUUGUCCGGUCGAUGCUUGAGCUUGAGGAAGAUAGCCAUGCUGAGGACGCCAUUCACGACGCCGGCUCAACUGCUGCUCUUGUUUCCCACAAUGUUACUCCUCAGCAUUUCUCAGGAUUUACGGACAGGGAGCAAACUUCAUCGAGAUGUGAGAGUUCGGGUGAUCUUUAUCCAUUCUUCCCAAAUUUUCGAGCCAUCUCGCCAUUCGCACCAUCUCGCUUUUAG
Messenger RNA from Lycium ferocissimum, 738 nucleotides. RefSeq lists its product as uncharacterized. The transcript has 3 exons. The coding region runs from base 1 to 738 and encodes 245 amino acids. The record is from RefSeq and is a predicted model, not a curated record. Lineage: Eukaryota; Viridiplantae; Streptophyta; Magnoliopsida; Solanales; Solanaceae.